AAAAGGUCAUACUUCUACAAAUGUUUUAGGAGUAUGUUCACAAGACAUGCAAUUUAUAUAUGUACUUGCGGGUUGGGAAGGCUCAGCGGCAGAUGGUAGAGUGCUUCGAGAUGCUUUAAGUAGAAGAAAUGGGUUACCAAUACAAGAUGGUUACUACUAUUUAGUGGAUGCGGGUUACACAAAUGGCAAAGGCUUUCUUGCUCCUUUUAGAGGGCAAAGAUAUCAUCUUAGUGAAUGGAGGAAUGGGCGUCAACCAACAACUCCAGAAGAAUUUUUUAAUAUGAAGCACGCAUCAGCUAGAAAUGUUAUUGAGAGGUGCUUUGGUAUGCUAAAGAUGCGCUGGGGCAUUAUUAGGAAUCCAAAUUUUUAUCCAAUCAAGCAACAAGGAAGAAUUAUAAUGGCAUGUUGUCUUCUUCAAAAUCACAUUAGAGAACAUAUGCCAGUUGAUCCUAUUGAAAAUGAUUAUGGUGACAAUUUGCGAAAUGAAGAAGAGGCUAUUGGACUAGAUGGAGAAUCAAUUACUUCUGUUGAACCAACUCAAGAGUGGACAAAUUGGAGAUAUAAUUUAGCUAAUGAAAUGUUUAGUCAGUGGAUGGAAAGUAGACAUGUUGCUUGAUAUUAGUAUUUUAUUUUUUUCUUUCAUAAUAUCUGAAUUUACAAGUGGCAAUCUGACAUUUUGUGUUGAUUGAGGUUAUUAAUAUCUUUUUGUUGAUUUAUCCGAUAAAUUCUUUUAGCUUUCAGUUUGAUUUUUUUUUAUCUUUUAUAUCAUAACAUGUAUGUUAGUUUCUAGUAUAUUUGCUCAUGUUUGAUAUCAAGAAUCUCAGUAUCUUGCUUCUUUGGUGUUUUUUAUUUAUGUUUGAAGCUCAUUCAUAUAAGAGAAUUGUACAGUACUUGUUUCUAUCAAUUUUUCAGAUGGCUCGCCGAGGAAAGAGUAAUCAUGUAUGGACUAUUGAAGAAGAUGCAAAACUCGUAGAAUCCAUUGUUGAGUUGAAGAGGAGUAAGAAUUGGGAUGGUGAAAGUGGAAGUGGGUUGAGGAAAGGUUAUCAAAAGGAGUUGGAAAAAAUAUUACAAGAAAAGCUUCCAGGUAAUGGUCUUAAAGAAAAGCCACACAUCGAAUCUCGUUGUAAGUUACUGAAAAAACAAUAUCAUGCUAUCUAUGAUGUACGUGCUAAUGGAGAAUUGAGUGGCUUUGGCUGGGAUGAUGAAAGAAAAUGUGUUACUGCAAGUGCGGAUGUUUGGGAUGAUUAUUUGAAGAGCCAUCCAGAUUGUACUUUCAUGAAAAACAAGUCUUUCCCUUACUUUGAUCAACUAUCAAUUGUAUGGGGUAAAGAUAGAGCUGCUGGAUUACAUGCUGAAGUUCCAGUAGAUGUAGUCGAGGAAUUAGAUAGAGAAGAAAAUGUAGAUCAAGUAGAUGGAGAAUCUGGUGAAGAUGGUGUACCUUCAUUAACUACACCUCGCGACGAAGGAACUUCAAAAAGACUUGAUCGUAAGAGGAGAAGAAGUUCAGAUGGUUUCAUAUCAAGUUUGGAGCGAAUGACUAAUGUGCUUGCUGCGCAUAUGGAUAAGUCGAAUGAUCAAAUGAACAAGAUUCUGGAAAGUGUUACCGGAGGUGACAAAGAGAAAAAAGACAAUCGUCGUAUGCUUUAUGAGAAAUUGCAAGAGAUUGAAGCGUUAACUGAUUCUCAGAGACAAAAAGCUGCAAUGAAACUUGUUCGAGAUCCUGAUUUAUUAGAUUACUUUUUCACUCUUCAUGAUGAAGGGGCGAAAAAGAUGUUUCUAAUAGAACUAUUAGGAUGAAAUUACUUUUUUACGUUUUUGCUACCGGACUAGACUUCUUCAAUUUCAUG
Salvia hispanica is the source of this 1847-nucleotide messenger RNA. The record is from RefSeq and is a predicted model, not a curated record. Lineage: Eukaryota; Viridiplantae; Streptophyta; Magnoliopsida; Lamiales; Lamiaceae.